Messenger RNA from Nothoprocta perdicaria, 639 nucleotides. It is a transcript of the gene POLR2G, whose product is annotated as RNA polymerase II subunit G. The record is from RefSeq and is a predicted model, not a curated record. Gene Ontology annotation, biological process: transcription initiation at RNA polymerase II promoter; positive regulation of translational initiation; positive regulation of nuclear-transcribed mRNA poly(A) tail shortening. Gene Ontology annotation, cellular component: RNA polymerase II, core complex; P-body. Lineage: Eukaryota; Metazoa; Chordata; Aves; Tinamiformes; Tinamidae. Gene Ontology annotation, molecular function: single-stranded RNA binding; single-stranded DNA binding; translation initiation factor binding. The transcript is spliced from 7 exons. Bases 1 to 501 code for a protein of 166 amino acids.
AUGGAGGUUCAUCGACGCUCUUACCCCAUGCGCAUGCGCGUGCUCGAGGCCCCGCCUUUCCCCUGCGCAGCUCUCCGGCGCAUGCGCGGGAUCAGUCGGAGGGGGUACGGCUUCGUCAUCGCCGUCACCACCAUCGACAACAUCGGCGCCGGCGUCAUCCAGCCGGGCCGCGGCUUCGUCCUCUAUCCCGUCAAGUACAAGGCCAUCGUGUUCCGGCCCUUCAAGGGCGAGGUGGUGGACGCCGUGGUGACGCAAGUGAACAAGGUCGGGCUCUUCACGGAGAUCGGGCCCAUGUCCUGCUUCAUCUCCCGGCACUCCAUCCCUUCCGAGAUGGAAUUUGAUCCCAAUUCCAACCCUCCCUGCUACAAGACGGUGGAUGAGGACAUCGUGAUCCAGCAGGACGACGAGAUCCGCCUGAAGAUUGUGGGUACACGGGUGGAUAAGAACGACAUCUUUGCCAUCGGCUCCCUCAUGGACGACUACCUAGGUCUCGUGAGCUGAAGUGUGUCCGUUCUCAGCCCGGCAGCAGACGAAUGCCCAGAUGACGGCAUUCCCACAGGGAUCACCGGAUGGUACCCGCCAUUUGGCCCACUUUCCCCUUUGCUGUUCAUCCGUUUUCCCAAUAAAAAAGAGUGUCUA